This is a messenger RNA of Paramecium sonneborni, 729 nucleotides long. Lineage: Eukaryota; Ciliophora; Oligohymenophorea; Peniculida; Parameciidae. The record is from the annotation of a GenBank genome assembly.
AUGUAAGAAAAUGAAUUUGCAAUUUCAAUUUGCGUUCCUUCCUUCAAAAAAAAUGAUGAUGUUGUAUACUACUAAUUAACGUAAGAUAUUGUAUUAAAAUAUAUCUAGAUUUACUGAAUAGAACUAAAGAUGUUCAUUUUCCGUAGAUUAUCGCUAUUCAUAUUUAAAAAACUACAUUAAUCAGUAAAAACUCUUAAAGGGAUUCUGCCUAAGUUUCCUUCUAUUAAUUGGUGGAGAUCCACCUAUUCUAAUGAAGAAUUAAUAGAGGAGAGAAGAAUUUAGUUUGAUUAUUUCUAUAAAAUUCUCCUUUUAUGCAAAGUCUGUAAAAGUUUGAUAAUGAAAAAUUUCAUCCUCAAAUCAUAAUGUUUGCAUUUGAAAAAAUAAGAAUAAGGAGAUAGAAUUUAAAUUAAUAAGGAAUAAAAAAUUAAGUUCAAUAAAGAAAGAGAAGCAGGAGUUAUUCCAAAUAUUAAUUAUCUUCAGCUAGACCAAAAAGAGGAGUAGUUAACUAAAAUUAAAUAAAAAACAAAUACCUGAGACUUAGCUUUUUUCUCCAAUUGAGGAUUCAAAAGAUAGAUCACGUUCUUGGAAAUUUAAAUUUACUAAAAAGAAAUCCUUAUCUAUAUGCUCUAAAGAAAACAAUUAAUUAAAUAAUGUAAAAAUAAUAUCUUAUAUUAGUUGAUUUUCGGAGGAGCACCAAUAUUUAAAGGAAUUAUUUUAAAAUUAAAAUGA